Andrographis paniculata is the source of this 993-nucleotide messenger RNA. RefSeq lists its product as uncharacterized. The record is from RefSeq and is a predicted model, not a curated record. NCBI's taxonomy places the organism in Eukaryota, Viridiplantae, Streptophyta, Magnoliopsida, Lamiales, Acanthaceae. The transcript has a single exon. The coding region runs from base 1 to 993 and encodes 330 amino acids.
AUGCUUAAUGAAUCAGAUUUUGAGGAUUCCGAUUAUAUGAUGGAAGAACAAGAUUCGGAGGAUGAUAGGAUUGAUUGGUCAUUGUUCGAGAGUAAUGUUGAUAUAAAUGAGUUUAAUGAAAAUCAAAGUGUCGUGGUGCACCAAAAUUCCGAAGAUGACAUGUCAUUUGGUGAUUCUCAAGAAAAAGAUUUAACCAUGUUUGUUGAAUCCGAUGUUGAUGAAAUGGAAUUGUAUGCCAUUUAUGAUCCAGCGUCAAAGUAUGAUCCAACUUUUAGUCUUGGAAUGAUUUUUAGCUCUAAAAAAGAAUUUAAGGAGGCGGUCCAGAAUCACGGUAUCAAGACAAUGAGAAGUUUGAAAUUUGUCAAGAAUGAUAAAAGAAGAGUUUAUGUCCGAUAUGCUGUUGAGAACUGCAAUUGGAAAAUGAAUGUGUUAAAGGUGAAUGAUCAAGCAUCUUUUCAACUAAGGACAUAUAAUUGCAAUCAUGAUUGUAUGUGCGACUUAAAUGUGAAGAAUGUGAAGUCGACAUGGCUUGCAAGGAAGUAUGAGUCGUUGUUUCGAUCAGAUCCUAAACAACGUAUAAAAGGGUUUAGGACAAACGUCACAGAAGACAUUAGAUGUAAUAUAUCCCAACAGCAAGCAUACAGAGCACGAAAAUGGGCACUGAAGGCAAUUGAAGGUGAUGCUGAAGAGCAAUAUGGAAAGUUGUGGGACUAUGCUGAAGCUUUACAACAGUCUAAUCCUGUGUCAACUGUUUUAAUGCAAUUGGAAGGCGAAUUUUUGAAUGGACGAUGCAGAUUUAGCAAGUAUUACAUAUGUUUGAAAUCGCUUGUACGUGGGUUUCAGUCUGGAUGUCGACCUAUCAUUGGGGUGGAUGAUUGUCACCUAAAAGGUCCUUGCCAAGGCAUUCUUUUGACUGCUAUUGGAAUUGAUCUCAAUAAUGAGUUAUUUCCUUUGGCAUAUGCUGUUGUCGGGAGUGAGACGCGCGAAGCGUGA